CUUCCUCCAGCUUUUCUCAGGGGGAUCCCAUGGUGUUCCCAGACCAACCAAGAGCCAUAGUGCUUGCAGUGUGUGCUAGCAUUGAAAUAAAUGCAUGAGCCACCUUAACUGAGAAGUGGCUCUAAGCCCUGUAAGGGUGCGCCCCACCACUCUGCAGAUGAAACUCACUUGCAUGUAUCAGGGAUUCUGUCCUUUUGCUCAUGACCUAACUAACGCACACGAGCAUGGGUGAGAGUCAACCAGUAAAUCGAGAGCUUUGCUUUUUGCUUUAGACUGUCUCUCUGUUAUGUAGCAUUAUAGUGCAGUCAGUGUGGAAUGUAGCUUUUAGUUUAGUGGAGCAAGUAGCAACAGAUCCACUUCCUAAAAGAUGGUAUGUAAAGGAUUCCACUUCCAGUAAUUUGAGACACUAGAAGAGACGGGAAGAAACUGUGCAUUGUGUUAGAGAUGUCCCAUUCAACCAGGUGGACUCCGAAAGGAGUUUUGUAACCAGGAGCAGCUCUUUGUCAUGGAGGGGGUACACUUUGUGGACAACUGGACAAAGGAUCUUCAUGUGUUGCAUGAGGCUGGUGACAACAUAGUGGACAUGGACUGCCUGAACAGGAACACGCCUGGCUCUGGCCGUCAAACCCACCAGGGUUUACAGAAAACCCCACUGGAUGUGAUUGAGACUGGGAAAAGUCUGCGUUUCCAGACAGAGCACCCCCACUUGGUGAGUCUGGGAAGUGGACGACUGAGCACCGCCAUCACCCUGCUGCCCCUGCCUGAGGGUCGGACCACUGUUGGUCAUAGCCCCAUGGACAUCAACAUUCAGGGCCCUGGGGUGGCUGACCAGCACUGCUACAUAGAGAACAGGUCAGGGGUCAUCAUGCUGCAUCCAUGUGGAAACCUCUGUGCUGUUGAUGGGCUCCAGGUCUCAAAGCCUGUGCGCCUGUCACAGGGUUGUAUGCUGUGUUUUGGCCAAUCAUCCUUCUUUCGCUUCAAUCACCCAGAAGAAGCCUUGAAGAUGAAGAGCAUGAUGCCCCAUGGAGGCAGUUCAUCCACAGGAGAAUACAGAAUAUGCACAGACAUAGAGAGUCUAGUCAAUGGGAAUUAUCAGGCCAACCCUGCACAGUCUUCCACAACUGCUGACAGACCUCAGUCUGAGCACAGUUCAAUAGUCAGCUCUAUUGAGAAGGACCUGCAGGACAUCAUGGACACUCUAGUCAUGGAUGACCCUCAGCCUUCUUCGUCUGAGACCAAAAAAAACCCUGGAGGCCAAUCCAUUGCCCACUCUCCUCUGUCGCCUUUGGUAAAUGGAGGAGGCCGAUAUCUGCUGUCCCCCCCUAUCAGCCCAGGGGCCAUGUCUGUAGGUUCCAGCUAUGAAAAUGCAUCCCUGCCCUUUUCCCCUCUCUCCUCACCCUCAGCAGCCAGUAGCGGGAGUAUUACCAGUCCAUCUCCUAGUGGAGGACCCCAGGACCAGAGUUCUUCUCUGCCACCAGUGCCUGUCCGCUCCUCUAGCUACAACUUCACCUCACAGCCUCCGCCUAUACCCCAUCCUCGGACCAUAUUGCCUAACUUCAGUAGUGGUGGUUCAGAUCAGAAGGUCCAGGAAAGCCCCCGACUACAGAGGAAGUUCUUUUCAGAGGCUCCUCCAAGCCCCAAGCCAAGCCGCAAAGGACUAAGCCAAGAUGGAUCUGAGUGCCCUAGACAGACCCCCUUUUUGACCUUGGAUGAAUCUCUCAGUAGUAGAAAUUUUGUGCCAAGUAGCCCGAGGCUUACUUCAAAAUUUUCCACCUGCUCAUCCCCUUUGCUUUCCAGUCCCAGGACCAAGACAACCGCAGGGCUCCAAGAAAACCCUUCCAUCCUCUUUAGGGAGCUACCCAAUGUUUCUGAUCACUCACUUACCUGCAGCCCUUCCAGACAGCUUCCCCAACCUACCAGACCCUUUCAGCCUCCUUUAGACCCCAUUGUUCAUAUCAUUCAAGGGUCCCCACUUCAACAGCAUCCACGUUCACUGCAACCACCUGAAAGCCCUCAUUUGACCAGAAGGAACCUGGAGCUGAACGGAGCCAGUGGAGCAAGCAGUAGUUUGAGGGAGCUGCCCCCUCUUAGCCCCUCUUUGGGCCGGAGAGGGGUCCCGGUACUUCCUGGGGCACUACCUGGCACAAUACCAACUUUGAUGACUCCAGAUUGCCCCUUAGGUCUCAGCAAAGUUGUUCCAGAAAGUCCAAGACUUUGGCGCAAGAGUGGCUCUAUCUCUGAGGAGCCAGUGUCCAGUAGGUCAAUCAGAGCACGUAGUCCAUCUCCUACCUCUAUGAUGAUAGAGGCUGGUGUUAGUGGCAAUGUAGGUGUUUGCAAAGCAAGCUUUGGGAAUCCCCUUUCUCCAGCUUACAGUCUGGGGUCCCUGCCUAGCUCCUCUCCCGUUGCCAGCCCCAGGACCCACAGAAAGAUGUCUGCAGGGAGACCCCAUCCUGGAAUCAGAGAAAGAAAGAACAGCAUCACCGAGAUCAGCGACAAUGAAGAUGAGCUCCUGCAGUAUCACCGACGACAAAGAGAGGAGAGACUUCGAGAGCAGGAAAUGGAGAGACUGGAGAGACAGCGGCUAGAGACCAUCCUAAAUCUUUGUGCUGAAUACAACAAAGGAGAGAGUGCUGGCCUGGACUCGAUGGACUCUGUAAGGACAGUUCUGGCAGAUGGCUCAGAGCGAAGACCAUCCAUGGAGAAUGUCAUGGGAGGAACACCGUCCUCAGCUGCUUUGUGCCUGGCACAAAGGCAGAGGGAGACUGAAGAAGAGAGUCUAAAGGAGGAGUGUAGUAGUACAGAGAGCACUCAUCAGGAGGUGAGGACAUCUCCUGGUCCCAUCACAGCAUCAGCACUGCACACUGGAGACAGACAGCAUGAGGACUCUGGUUUAGGUAGUUCAGGUUGUCUGGAACUGAAUUACUUGGAGGACAAGCGGGUUACUGUCCUUGCUCGCAUUGAUGAGCUCAAAGCCCGGCUGACAGAGCUGGACCAACAACUCAGAGAAUCCAAACAAGAGGCAGAGAUGGAGUGCGCCUUGCUGCAAGGCGAGAGGCAGGCAGAGCUUGACCAGAUGGAGGCAGAGACGGACAUCAUCGCUCAACUGCAGCAAAAGUUGGACAAUCUGGAGACCGCUAUCCAGAGGGAAAAGGACAAAGCAAGAGCAAAUGUUGAGGCAGAGCGCCGGGCCAUGCAGGGCCUCCAGGAGGGCUACGCCAAGCUGAAGAAACAAGUUCAUAACUGUCCCGAGUCUCUGCGGGAACAAUUGCAGGAACAGCUCAAAAGGGAUGGUGAGGCGUUGGAAGCAGAAACCAAAAAGUUUGAGGAUCUGGAGUUUCAGCAGUUGGAGAGAGAAAGCAGCUUGGAGGAGGAAAGAGAAACUAUCAGCCAGCAGCUGCUGCAGGAGAGUGCCCAGUAUCACAGCAUUGUGGCGAAGAGGAAGGAGAAGGUGUCAGCUCUAGAAAACCAGGCCAAACAACUCAGCCUGCAGGCAUCUCAGGAGUUUGACCGACUUACUAAAGACAGAAGCUUUACACUGCAAAUGUUCCAAAAGGAAAAGGAGAGACUGUUGGCUCUGGAAAAGAAAUACAACAGCCUAACUGGAGGAAAGAGCUUUCCUAAAUCCCCCGCUCCUAUGAGAGAGGAGUAUGUGACUGUGGGACAGUUAAAUCAGAUUUAUGGGAUGCCAAAGGUGGAAUCAUCCCCUACCUCCCCUCUUCACCAGCCACUGCAGUCUGGAGCAAUAGAUCAAGUCUUCUCCUGCAUCCCUUCUCCUCAUGGUUCAUCCCUGUCUCUUUCUAUGGAGUACCAGUCUGAGAGCAGUAGGCCUCACCUCCACAAGCUUGACUUAGAGCAGUGGUACCAGGAGCUAAUGGUUGGUUCCAGCCAGCUCUGUCCUCCUUUGCCAUCUAAGUCUUUCUCAGGCCGCAGGCCUUUGUUGCAGGGGUUCCGCUCCAAGAUGGAUAGUGAUCCAGGCCUGUCUCUUUCACAGUCUAAAGCAAGCUCCUCAUCACCUCUACAACAUGGAGCAGCAACACUGGGACGCAACACAAGCUCCAAACAGAGUCCCCUGCUGGUGACUAAUCGUACUGGCAGUCUGCCCAGGAACCUGGCUGCAACCUUGCAGGACAUCGAGACCAAGAGACAGCUGGCUCUGCAGCAGAAAGGUCAGCAGGUAAUUGAAGAGCAACGUCGACGUCUGGCCGAGCUCAAACAGAGAGCAGCAGCAGAGGCUCAGUGCCAGUGGGAGGCACUCCAUAGUUCUCAGCCCCACCUAAUGACCUCACCCUCUUCAUCACCAUCAUAUUCCCCUGUCAUGGCCUACAGCUCCGUGGGGCCCCCUCCUCUGGUCCAUCACUCCAUCCUGCACCACCAGCCCUUGUCAGGAUUAGAGCAGCCCUACGAUACAUUGAGCUUAGAGAGCUCAGAUAGCAUGGACACCAGCAUCUCCACCGGGAACAACUCCGCCUGCUCACCAGACAACGUGUUUAGUGUCGGAGGAGUGGAUGUGCUGAAGAUCGAGGAAAUGGAGAAAGUACUGAAGGAGGCUCAACUGGAGAAAGCCAGACUCAUUGAAUCACGGGAACGAGAGAGCCUGGCUCGCCGUCAGAUUCUGGAGGAGGAGAGGAAGAGAAGGGAGGAAGCAGAGAAACGGCUGCAGGAUGAAACAUUUCAUCGGCAGCAGCUAGUGGAGAAAGAGGUCAAGAUUAGGGCCAAGAACUUCUCUCAGCAGGCCCGUCCUAUGACCCGCUACCUGCCCAUCAGGAAAGAGGAGUUUGACUUGCGCUCUCAUGUUGAGUCGUCGGGCCACAGCAUUGAGAUGUGUUACCACAUCAUCCUUACUGAAAAGAUGUGUAAGGGCUACCUGGUCAAAAUGGGAGGCAAGAUCAAGUCGUGGAAGAAACGCUGGUUCGUCUUCGACCGCCUCAAAAGGACCUUCUCUUACUAUGUUGAUAAACAUGAGACCAAGCUAAAGGGUGUGAUCUACUUCCAGGCAAUAGAGGAAGUGUAUUACGAUCACCUCCGCAGUGCCACAAAGAGCCCCAACUCUUCCCUGACUUUCUGCGUAAAGACACACGACCGCCUCUACUACAUGGUGGCCCCUUCAGCAGAGGCCAUGAGGAUCUGGAUGGAUGUUAUUGUGACAGGAGCAGAGGGAUACACACAGUUUAUGAACUGAGUUUGGCGCAUUAAGCACACAGGUGUCAAGCUGAUACGGCAGGGACUCUCCCAUCAUAAAGUCUACAAGCCCUUCCUAUUUCCAGACACAAUGCCUUGCUUCUUGUUUUUAUUCUCUUGUUCCUUAUUUGUUUUGCUUGUUUGAUUUUAUUUUAAUUGAAAAAGGGAGGCCUUGGAGGACACAUACACACACACACACACACACACACACACACACACACAGUUGUGUUUCUACGUGGGGACUCACCAUUAACAUAAUGCCUUCCCUAGCCCCUUACCCUAACCAUCACAACUAAAGGCAGACGUCAAACUGCUGUAAUCCGAACCAAAACUCAAUUCUAAUCUCAGCCCUAAAAUCACAUCUUGACCAUCAAAAAGGUUUUCAGACUCGUGGGGACACUUGGCGGGUCACAGUGUCCUCACCUUGACAGCAAAAACAUGGUUUAUGGUCCCCAAGUCGAAGGAAACACACACACACACACACACACACACACACACACACACACACACAAAUUUGUACAUAAACCAAAAUUUCUUGUUAUAGACAAGAAAAAUCAUAUCUAUAUUGCCAAAUGGAGAUACUGUACUGCAGUUACUGCUUGUUAAAGAUCUUAUUGACAUAAUGCCAAUGUUUUGUUUGAGUGUUUCAUCAGGUCAGUUUAGACAGAAUACGUUUAGGAUAUUUAAUCAAAAGGUUUAACCAUUUUAGAAAUAUAUUGAAAAGAAUCUUAUUCAAAAUGUACAAUCUACGAGAAAUAUUAGAAAUUAGUCCAUCAGGGUGGCACGAUGCAUGCGUUACAGUCAAGUACUUUUAUGACAGUUAGACGCUAAAGCACUACAGCCUCCACUUCACGUCAAUGGUGUUUUGAGAUGGGAACAGUAACACUAAUUAAGUGCAACAUCCACAUCACAUUAAGGUUAUCAAGUGCUACAUUGUUGUCCUAUAUUGUCACUUAGGUUUACCAAAGUAACAAGAGGUAUUUAUUUUGUUAGCCGCUGACCCACUAUAGCUUAGGAGUUUAGUCUGCAGUUUCUGUGAUUUGACCAUUAUGGACUUUGGAAAGCUGGUACUAACUGAAAUUCAUGUAAAACUCAGUAGAUUUAAAUUUUUCUGAUGCCCAACCAAAUCAAGAAACCUGUAGAAUACAAAUCUGGAUUUGGGUAAACUGAAAAAAUAGUUUGGAGAAGACAGUCCUCUUAUUCUAAAUAAAGAUAUGUCAAUCAGGUUAACCUCGCUUAUACUCUGUAAACAGACAUAAAACAAUCUGUGUCCCAGCUUCUUGUAUUUAUGCUACAAUAAGUUGCCCUUCCUUGUGCUAGCUGCCUCCUUAGUGCAAGUAAAAUACUCAAUCUACUUUUUACCUUGGGAUAAAGCCUGGAGGCAUUUGCCAGGGGGUCAAGCAAACAUUUAACCUGUCCUCAUUCUACUAUGAUGUAUCAUUCUUCUUUUAAAGUCUUUGAUAGGUAAAGUUAAUGUCCAGCUAAAUCUGCUGCUUCAUAGUCAGUCCACAGACACCAACCUGUUAUUUUCAUUCCAUUGUAUCAAGUGAUGAUGUACACUGGUCUAACCACAGCUGCCACAUUGUCUGUGUACUUAGGGAAUAUUUUACUGUUUCUGAUUGAUGCAUUCAUGUUGCCAACUCAAGGUGCAAUCCACAGAUCUGUGCGAUACGCUCAGCAAAAGAAGCUUGUCUUUUCGCCAAGUAGCCUUUAGCCUAGUUGAUGAUUCGACCACAGCACUGGGAAGCAGCCACCAGCACUGCCAGCCUAAGGCAACGACUAUUAAGGGACGCUGCAGACACCGCAUUGACACUCAUUCAGUAAUACGAAAUAAUGCAAUUCAGAGACUGUGCCUUGAAUAUGUCCUGCUAUUGGUGCCAUGAGGAGUCAAGUGCUGCCUGGCUGGAAGGCUACAACAUGACUGUUGUUAGUGCAUUUUAAUUAGUGUUUCCUGAGCUGGGAUGCAGUAGUUGGACAGAUUUGCAUAUGUUUUUUUAUUAUGUGGACAUACCAGAGGGCCUGACCAGUGGGGAAGCAAUUAACGACCACUAUCCAAUUAUGAAUCUAAAUGAAGGGUCUACUGUAGAUGAGCAUUGUAAAAAAUUAAAUUAUUAUCAUCUAUUUAAAGACACUAAGUUGCCAACUUGCAACGCUAAAUUGGUGAAGAAUUAGUCAAAUCAGAAGAUGGUUGUUUAGGGCUGGUAUCAGGUUAUAGUUUAAUUAGUUUAAGUAAAAUACAGCCAAACAUGUUGCACAUGCAGCUAUAAGUUAACAAAGUUAAAAAUGUUUGUUCCAGUGUCACAUUUGGCAUUGUCUGAAAGAGAAAAACACAAAAAUACAUUUGCUCCCAUAUCAAAAAUGAAAACCUAACAAUGUGACUUCCUUUUUUGAAUCUCCACUGUAGCUGAGGCCUGAAGGCAUGAAGAUGGAAAACAAAAUGUAUGCUCAGCUUCAAUAAGAGACUGUAAUUGACCAGGCUCAUCCAGGUUCUUUGAUCUGGUCCCCAAUGUUGUUCUUCUGUUGCUGCAGAAGCGGCAAACAGAAUAACACUGUGAUAACGCUGUGAAAUGGAUUUGUUUCAUGCGGCAGUACAGUGACAAUAAUUUAUUGUUGUGGUGCCUGAAAUUGUGAUAUAUUUACUUCAAGAAAGCAAAUAGAAGACCAUUGAAAAGACCUUAAUCUUAAUAUAUUCUGUCCAGUCUCCUUGCCUUUUAACAAUGUUUGUUGAUAGUAGGUGGUACAUUACAGUAUAUACAUGACUGUUGUCUAUGUUGAAAAGAUAGGAAACAUACAAAGAGAAUCCCUGAAUGAAAAUAUUAAUAUUAAAAUGAAACUGUAUGAAAACAUGUACAAUCUUUACUUGCCAUUUAAGAAAUGUUAUUGUCAAUUACAGUAGAAAAUUUAUUAGUGAUUUUUUUUUUUUUUUACUGGUACAGCAACACUCACCUGUCACUGGCAAAUAGUUCUUGUUAACUCCCACACUCACUCAGCAUGAGUACUCAGGCCAUAUUGUUAAUGGUACCCUCUGUACAGUAUGUCACUUUCAUUUGUGAAUAAGAAGAAUUUUGUCAGACGUACUAAAAACAACUGUUGCAGACAA
Betta splendens (Siamese fighting fish) is the source of this 8278-nucleotide messenger RNA. It is a transcript of the gene phldb1b, whose product is annotated as pleckstrin homology-like domain, family B, member 1b. The transcript has 23 exons. The record is from RefSeq and is a predicted model, not a curated record. Gene Ontology annotation, biological process: regulation of microtubule cytoskeleton organization. Gene Ontology annotation, cellular component: basal cortex. Gene Ontology annotation, molecular function: protein binding. NCBI's taxonomy places the organism in Eukaryota, Metazoa, Chordata, Actinopteri, Anabantiformes, Osphronemidae. The coding region runs from base 506 to 5179 and encodes 1557 amino acids.